This is a messenger RNA of Parnassius mnemosyne (clouded apollo), 1110 nucleotides long. Lineage: Eukaryota; Metazoa; Arthropoda; Insecta; Lepidoptera; Papilionidae. The record is from the annotation of a GenBank genome assembly.
AUGUUGGUUUGCCUUUUAAACGAGCACCGCGAUUGCGGGCCGCUCAUUUCGAUCAAACCUACGAUGUCGGACGUUGGUAACGACUCGCUACUUGACGAAGUUUGUUGGUUCGAUAUGGACGCUUGCUAUGAAACGUUUGACAAAGAUGGGGAUGGCAAGCUGAGCUUUGACGAGUUCAGACUGAUUUGUAAGGCCCUCUUCCGCAACGACAAGGGCCACAUUUACACAUUGCCUGAAGAGCAGGCAAGACACAUAUUCCAAGUGUUUGACAAGAAUGAUGAUGGUUUUAUUGAUAAGGAGGAGUUCACAUUCUGCUGGAAUCAUUGGAUUAAAGUGAUAGUGCGUCCAGUAAACGCGUUCCUGAUCGUGGAUGUGCAGAAUGACUUCAUCUCCGGCACCCUGAACAUUAGCAAAUGCAACGCGCAGCAAGAUGGCAGCGAGGUGGUGGAGCCUAUUAAUCGUCUCUUGGAGACCGUGCCUUUCGACUGCGUGUUCUACUCCCUGGACUGGCAUCCACCGGACCACGUGUCAUUCAUCGACAAUGUGCAUUUGCGGGAAUUGCACGUCUCUAGUCCGGUGUCUGCGGACAAGGCGCAGGCGUACGACACGGUGGUGUUCGCGGGCCCGCCGCCCAUGCGCCAGCGCCUGUGGCCGCGCCACUGCGUGCAGGACACCUGGGGCGCCGAGCUCAGCAACGACCUCAAGGUGGUAGAUGGCGCGGUGAAGGUGUACAAGGGCACCAACUCGGAGGUGGACUCGUACUCCGUGUUCUGGGACAACAAGAAGCUGACCGACACAAACCUCAGCUUGCAGCUGCGAAACCGCGGUGCCACAGACAUUUACAUCUGUGGCCUCGCUUAUGACGUGUGCGUAGGUGCAACAAUAGCAGACGCCCUGGCCAUCGGGUACCGCGCGGUGCUGAUCGACGACGCCAGCCGAGGAGUGGACCUGGCCGACAUCGAAAAAACAAAGGCCACCAUCAUCAACAACCACGGCGUCAUCGUCACCUCCGACCAAGUACUAGCUAUGGUGGAGGGUCGCGACAGACGACCGGAACUCGGCUACAAGCUCGCCAUGGAACUGAAAAACGCCAUGGAGGACCAACAGUGA